GGGGGGUCCCCCUUAGAAGCUUCAAGAGGAACGUCAACAGCAGCAGCAACAGCGGCGGCUUGUGAGGUAAAUAUUAAAACAAUUAAACAUUCGCAUUUUUUUUUAAUUAGUAAAAAAACAGAUCGAAGAUGCUGCGAGCGAUGCUCGUCGCGGCGUUGCUGGGGGCGCUGGCGUGCGAGGCGGCGCGCGGCAAGGGAGACAGAGGCGACCGCUUGGACGAAGACGACGAACCAGUGAAGCUUCCUAACAAGUGUGAGGUGUGCAAGUUCCUCGCCGUGGAGCUGACCAAGUCGUUUGAGGAGACGGGGAAGUCUCACGACGUCCUGGAGACGCAGUCCGGCUUCGUGGACAAGCCCCGGCACAAGAUCAAGUACCGUCACUCGGAGACGCGCUUAAUUGAGGCGACGGAGGACGUGUGCAACCGCUUGCUUGAGUACAACGUGCACAAGGAGCGCGACGGGAGCAACCGGUUUGCCAAGGGCAUGAGCGAGACAUUUCAGACCCUGCACGGACUUGUGCACAAGGGGGUGAAGGUGGUGAUGGACAUCCCCUACGAGCUGUGGAAUGAGACGUCGGCAGAGGUCGCCGACCUGAAGAAACAGUGCGACAUGAUGAUGGGCGAAUACGAGGAGGUGAUCGAGGAUUGGUACUGGCACCACCAGCAGGAAGACCUCAAGGUGUUCCUGUGUGAGAAGCACAUCCUGCGUGGCCAGGAUAAAGCGUGCCUCUCGGAGGAGUGGACCGAGCGCAAAGGCGACGACGCCGGCGCCGGCUCCGCCUCCAAAUCGCAGGGCAAGAAGAAGAAGAAGCGACAGCAGCAGCAGCAGCAGCAGCAGGAGGAGGAACGGCCGACGAGCGGCAACGCGGACGAACCGGCGGGGGCGGCGGCCGAGGGGUCGGAGGCACGGCAAGCCGCGGAGGACGCGAGCCGCAAGUCGCCCGAUGAGCUCUGAUCAAACCGCUUGCGUUGGACCCCCUCCCACACACACACACAGGUGUCAGCGUCUCCUGGGGAAAGACGGAGAACUUCUUCGGGCAUUUGGCGGCUCUGGGGAUUGGUGGUGGGAGUGUGGGGGUUGCGGGGGCGGGGGCGAGGAGAGUUCCUGAAAAUGUCAUUCCUCUGACCCCGCAGUAACAGUGACGUGCCCACAGCUAGUCGAACCGCGCGGGGUCUUCUGUGUGUGUGUGUGUUGUGGUGGGCUAAAGCGUUGGGACUCCCCCUUCCCCCCCUCUCCCAUUCCCUCACCCCCUCAAAAUCGCUCCGACCUCUGACCCACCCGGCAGUAACAAUAACAUCCACAGCCGAACCGCCAGCAGGUCGUGUGUGUGUGUGUGUGGUGGGGUCAAGUGUUGGCACUCCCCCCACCCCCACCCCCAGCUCAUUCCCCAGUGGCGGUGAAGCGCCGAUCCCUCGCCGCCGGCGGCGGUGAAGCGCCGAUCCAACGCCGCCGGUGGCGGCUGCGGCCGGCAAGCUCCUACCGGGAGGAGUCCCUUUUACCUUCACAGAUUGAAUCUCCAUCUCUUGCCCAGGAGCCCACUGGGAUAUUUCGGCAUCUCCCCCCAUCCCCCCCCCCCCACCACCAUUCCCUCCCUCACCCCAUCGCCGCCCCCCCCCCCCGCCCCCCCAAGACAAUCGUCCCCACAAUGCCGUGCAACCUACACCCACAGUGCACUUGGGGAGGGGGUCUGGCCCACUGUCGCGGGCUGGAGAGGGGGGGGGGAAAGCCCUGCGUGGUAUUUCUGGCCCCAUGUGCGUGGGGGUUUUGUGAUUUUGUUUAGUUGGUGCGUGUACGUAGAGUUGAGUAGAUCGAACAAAAACAUUAUUAUUUUUUGCAUUCGACAGCAGUUGGUCUGCGAUUUGUGAAAUGCGUUUCCCCCUCCCCCCCCCCGUGUCUCCUGUCUGUCUAAUGUCCCCUCAUUGUCUCCUGUCUGUCUGUCUAAUGUCCCCUCAUUGUCUCCUGUAGUCUGUCUAAUGUCCCCUCAUUGUCUCCUGUCUGUCCUCUCAUUGUCUCCUGUAGUCUGUCUAAUGUCCCCUCAUUGUCUCCUGUCUGUCUAUUGUCCCCUCCGUGUCUCCUGUCGUCUGUCUCGUGUCCCCUCCGUGUCUCCGUGUCCCCACGCACCUCCGAUUUUAUCACGGUUGACUACGUACGGCACGAAAGACGUUCACCGCACACACGAAUGCACGCACACACGCACACACACACACACACGUGUGCACGCACACACACGUGUUGCAUGUUUGCCCCGGAUUUUAGUUUCCAAAAAAAAUCUCGCUUGUGUUUUUUGUGUUUAAACGCGGGCUGUUCAUCUUAACUCUAAUUUGUUGUCUUAACGGAGGGUUGCCGAAGCGAUUUUUGUCCACGCCGCGUCACUUCGCUCCACCGCCGCUAUUUAUUUUCCCGAUUCCUUGCGACGCGACCGCGUAAGGCGGAACGCUUUUUUUAAACUCUCGAGAGGAGAGAGACUUUUACACGGUGGAACCCGGCGGCUUGGGGCGGCGGCGGCAGUGCAAUAUCUCCCACCACCCCCACCCCCCCCAAGCCCCGCUGGUUGACGGAAGCGAGAGGCGGGGGAUACGUGCGACUGAUUCGGGCGCCGCUCCUCCUCCUAGCGGUACCUUCUUACAAUCCCUCAGUCGCCGCCGCUCCUCGCGGUACCUUCUUACAAUCCCACAGUCGCCGCUCCUAGCGGUACCUUCUUACAAUCCCACAGUCGCCGCUCCUCCUAGCGGUACCUUCUUACAAUCCCGCAGUCGCCGCCGCUCCUAGCGGUACCUUCUUACAAUCCCAGUCGCCGCCGCUCCUAGCGGUACCUUCUUACAAUCCCUCAGUCGCCGCCCCUCCUCCUAGCGGUACCUUCUUACAAUCCCGCAGUCGCCGCCGCUCCUCGCGGUACCUUCUUACAAUCCCUCAGUCACCGCUCCUAGCGGUACCUUCUUACAAUCCCUCAGUCACCGCUCCUAGCGGUACCUUCUUACAAUCCCACAGUCGCCGCUCCUCCUAGCGGUACCUUCUUACAAUCCCGCAGUCGCCGCCGCUCCUCGCGGUACCUUCUUACAAUCCCACAGUCGCCGCCGCUCCUCGCGGUACCUUCUUACAAUCCCACAGUCACCGCCGCUCCUCCUUGCGGUACCUUCUUACAAUCCCAGUCACCGCCGCUCCUAGCGGUACCUUCUAACAAUCCCACAGUCGCCACUCCUCCUAGCGGUACCUUCUUACAAUCCCUCAGUCGCCGCUCCUCCUCACGGUACCUUCUUACAAUCCCUCAGUCGCCGCUCCUCCUCACGGUACCUUCUUACAAUCCCGCAGUCGCCGCCGCUCCUCACGGUACCUUCUUACAAUCCCACAGUCACCGCUCCUCCUAGCGGUACCUUCUUACAAUCCCUCAGUCACCGCUCCUCCUAGCGGUACCGUCUUACAAUCCGACAGUCACCGCCGCUCCUAGCGGUACCUUCUUACAAUCCCGCAGUCGCCGCCGCUCCUCCUAGCGGUACCUUCUUACAAUCCCGCAGUCGCCACUCCUCCUCACGGUACCUUCUUACAAUCCGACAGUCGCCGCCGCUCCUAGCGGUACCUUUUUACAAUCCCACAGUCACCGCUCCUCCUAGCAGUACCUUCUUACAAUCCCAGUCACCGCCGCUCCUAGCGGUACCUUCUAACAAUCCCAGUCACCGCCGCUCCUCCUAGCGGUACCUUCUUACAAUCCCUCAGUCACCGCCGCUCCUCCUAGCGGUACCUUCUUACAAUCCCACAGUCACCGCCGCUCCGAGCGGUACCUUCUUACAAUCCCAGUCACCGCUCCUCCUCACGGUAUCUUCUUACAAUCCCACAGUCGCCGCCGCUCCUCCUAGCGGUACCUUCUUACAAUCCCGCAGUCGCUCCUCCUAGCGGUACCUUCUUACAAUCCCACAGUCGCCGCCGCUCCUCCUAGCGGUACCUUCUUACAAUCCCGUAGUCGCCGCCGCUCCUCCUAGCGGUACCUUCUUACAAUCCCGCAGUCGCCGCCGCUCCUCCUAGCGGUACCUUCUUACAAUCCCGCAGUCGCCGCUCCUCCUAGCGGUACCUUCUUACAAUCCCUCAGUCGCUCCUCCUCACGGAACCUUCUUACAAUCCCACAUUCGCUUCUCCUAGCGGUACCUUCUUACAAUCCCACAGUCGCCGCCGCCAAAGUCGGUGACGUAGUUAGGAAAUUCGCGCUCGCAACGCAACAAGCGACGGCCGUCAGGUGGUCUGUUGCCGAGGCUGAGUUGUUGUUGUUGAAAGGUUUUGAAAUGGGUGUAGGCCCCAAGGGUCGUGAAGAAGUGGCCCGGGGCUAGCGACGUUACCGGGCGAAGUCGGCACGACGGGGCCGCUUGGCGUCGUGUUGCGCCCGCAACGUCGCGAUUAGUUUUUAUUGUUGUCCUGCCCGCUACGCGAGUUGACUUCACACGCAGAAUCAAGGUUCAAACGAAACUGUUUUAACGUUUCGAUUUGAAGCUUUCGUGACUGCAGGGAUUCGUGUUCAAGUCACGUAGAAGGUAAAACAAAAUGAUAAAAAUAUAAAAAAAAUUAAUUGUUUAAUAUUUUUUAUUGUUUCACUUCUACGUGACUUUACCGAAAGAACCAAGAAUAUGUUUUAACGUUACCCGGUGUGGAAGGCGUGGAAGGGAAACAAUACAAUAAUACAAAUAUAAAACAAUAAAAUUGUUUUAUAU
Molecule: messenger RNA, 4693 nt
Organism: Petromyzon marinus (sea lamprey)
Lineage: Eukaryota; Metazoa; Chordata; Hyperoartia; Petromyzontiformes; Petromyzontidae
Product: protein canopy homolog 3-like
Source: RefSeq, a predicted model, not a curated record